Messenger RNA from Aspergillus calidoustus, 3042 nucleotides. Lineage: Eukaryota; Fungi; Ascomycota; Eurotiomycetes; Eurotiales; Aspergillaceae. The record is from the annotation of a GenBank genome assembly.
AUGGUUUUCCUCCGACUGACCGUCAAGGUCUACCCGCGCGACCAAGCUCCGCCGUCCAACACAUUCUCCUUCCGCUCGAUCCUCGGUGACCGCGAUGACUCCAGUCGCAAUGGGUCCAGCGCGGCAAGCGGGAAGCCCGCGAGCUUUCUUAUCGUCCUCGAGCACCCGGAAGACGUGACACUGGGCGGAUUGGCGGGCAUGAUCAAGAGUAAAUGGGAGAAGCUGAGACCGCUUGCGGAUCCUCUCGAAAUCAAGAAGCUCGUCGACGAUGAGCACGAAUCCGACGAUCUCGAUGCGGAUAUGACUGUUGCCGAUGUGUUUGUUGACAACGGAAAGGCUAGAGCCGACGGCCUUGACCAGCGCAGAGUUGUCCGGGUUAUUCAAAAGGCAGCCUACGGCGACAAUUCUCCCGUUCGAUUCCCUUCGGUUACGCAAGACUGGGACGAGGCGGCGGAAAAGUAUGCGCUCCAGCGCAAGCUCAAGAAGGAGAAACAGGAGGCCGAGCUCGAGACAAUCGCGGAGGAGUCUAGGCUUGGCUCCACAUCUGACUAUGAUUCAUGGUCCGAUUAUGCUCCUAACCGAAAACGCCGCAAAGAUAUCCCUCUCUCGUCUGUGGAGAAGGAGGUGGAGAUUCCCCUAUCGCCAACUCAGCGUGUACGAGAGUCUUCAAUGUUUGAUGCUGCCGGAGCCUCUCAUGGCCAUGAUAUCAGCUCCUCGAAUCGGCGCUUGGCCAGUCAGGAGCUUGGUGACUCGCCUCCCUCAUCGCGCGCACCCACACCGAAAAGGACGACAUCCUCUAGGCGUGAGUCAACUCAUAGCCAGAACUCUGCCAAACUGUCUGCUACUGGUGCUACACCUGUUGCGGAUUCCCCUGCACUGCAGUUGGCGCUUGAAAGCGCCAGUCACUCCGCGUCGCCGCAAAAGCAGCCCCCUCCGAAGGAAAGCCCGGUGGACUAUAUCUCUCUAGAUGAAGGUGCAGACAGGGGAAGUGAGUCUGGAUCGAGCCCUGUAUCUGAGAAAAGUGACAACAUUUCUGCCAAAUCUGGGUCUGAGGAAGACGGACACGAUAAGGAUGGCGAUGUCACGAUGGCGGAGGAAACCGUGCCCAAACAACCGGAGCAGCUUUCAUCCCCCGAGAAAAGGCCCCCAAAUCCUCCCAGCGUACCUGCAGAACCCAGCGUUUCCGGAAGCCAGUCUCGGAAGAGGAAGAAUAGCGCCGAGCAGCUGUCUCCCAACAAAGAGCCGCGCUUGGACAGGACUACACCCCCACCUGCCAAGCGGAACAACCAGGCGUCUCCCGGAACCCCAAAGUUCAGUCCGGGCAGAUCAUCCUUUUCCGGGGUGGCGCGCCGUCUAAGCUUCACCAAACCAUCAGACUCUCCCAACCGCGGGUUGGGGCUUGGUAUUACGAGAAGCCCGGAGAAGAAGCCUCAGGUUGUGGUCGAUCUCUCGCAAGACUCUACAAAAUCAAAUGACACUAUUCCUGACAGUACACCAAUCCCAUCGAGCAGUGCGCCUGGCCGGCGUGGAUCGUCAGCAAAGGAUGUCGUCUCCGCUCCGAUGAACUUGCACACACCGGCAGACAAAGCGAAGAAUCUACACUCUGCACUACGAAAAGAUACGCCUGUGGAAAGGAACUCGGUACGGCGCUCCGUCUCAUUUGUGGACGGCGAUGAUAUCAGUAUUACCGGCUCCCAGUUAGCCCCUACCUCAGUGCCGAAAGAGACCGCCGAGACUCCGACCGGGACUCGGAAGGACACUCCAAGCUCCCAGUCGACUAGUUCCGAAACCCGGCGCAUCAGCGGCGGUACAAUGGUCUUCCCUCCUGGAUUCACGAAGGAGCAAAUCGAGAAGUGGGAAAGAGAAGCGGCAGAGAAGUGGGCACUACAAGAUCGAGAAAGGACAGAAUUUGAGGAAAAGAUCAAAGAUGCCGAAGAAAGGCAGCUCAACGCGGGUUAUAUCCAUCGAGUUAAGAGUGCGUAUGAAACUUGGAAGACGAUACAGACGCUUUCAAAGAGCAAGCGGGGUUCCGAUAAGAAGCUACUCGAGAGGCAUAAGGUCACACUUAAGGAGCAACAAGCAGCAAUCAAAAAGGCCGAAGCCUCAUUGAAGUCUUCAACCACGGAAAAGAAAACGGCGUCGUCUCAGAAGUCGGCGUCUCCGAAGAUUGCUGGUAAGAAGGCCAAUCUUGGGACUGCGGCGUCAUUGAAGCCGGCUACUACCAAAGGGGAGAAGACAUCGCCAGUAGUCCAGAGUGGCUGGAACGCGGUCAACAGUAAACCGCCCGCUGCUGCUCCUACACCAAACGGCACAUCCAAGACAGCUACACCAAGCGGAUUUGCGACGCAGACGGCAACAAAAACACAGCCGACAAAAGCAUCCAAGCCCGCGUCAAGUCAAUCCCAGAAUUCUGGAUCGGAUGAGGUGGAAUUACCAGCCAUGAAAGUACACGCACGAGCCAGCGCCGCAAAUAAAUCGAGUGCAGAAAACCCCGUCGAGGUGUACUCGGAUGAGGAAAAUGGUGAGGAUAAAGAGGAGGCAUCAGAGUCCGAGUCUUCUUCUUCAGAGUCAUCUUCCGAAUCCGAGUCGGAGUCUGAGUCUGACUCCGAUAAGGAGCACGCCAGCAAAUCCCUAGCGUCGAAGGCUACUUCGCAGAAACCUAAGUCCGUAUCUCCUCCCUCUGCACAGCGCAUGGCCAAGUCACCAGCCGGAUCUCAGGGAACCGCUUCGCAGAGCCAAGGGUGGAGUUGGCCCAGCGUCAACUCCCAAAACACCCGCGCCACCCGUGCCUCGUUGAAGACUCUCAAGGGCGAAGUCGAAAGCCAGGCUGCUGCAAAGGCUGCUCCUAAGCGCGCUGUCAAUGGGCCACCACGCAAAGGGGCCUUCUCCCCGGAUGACUCCGAAGACACGGAGAGUGAGAGCGACGAGAGCAGUAGCAGUAGCAGCAGCAGCAGUGAAGACAGCGACGAUGAGAGCCGCGAUGAAGGUGAUAUCAUGUCUAGUGGACAUGUUCAGAAACUACGGCCUGCAAGGACGCGAUAG